Theobroma cacao (cacao) is the source of this 564-nucleotide messenger RNA. Its product is annotated as auxin-induced protein 15A-like. Lineage: Eukaryota; Viridiplantae; Streptophyta; Magnoliopsida; Malvales; Malvaceae. Gene Ontology annotation, biological process: response to auxin. The record is from RefSeq and is a predicted model, not a curated record.
UACAAUCUUAAGCAUCAAAAAGAUUUUCACUCGCUUUCCAAAAGCCUGUUGAGAUCUAUCCAUAGAAAAAAAAAAACAUGGGUUUCCGUCUGCCACGCAUUGUUAAUGCCAAGAGAAUUCUUCGGGCAUCACCUCCUCUGGCAACGGAAAUUGUUCCCAAGGGCUGCCUUGCAGUUUAUGUGGGAGAAAAUCAGAAGAGGUUUGUGAUGCCAAUAUCAUACUUGAACAACCCUUUAUUUCAGGAUCUACUAAGCUUAUCAGAAGAAGAGUUUGGGUAUGAUCAUCCUAACGGUGGUCUAAGAAUUCCCUGCAGUGAAGACAUUUUUGUUGAUCUUGCUUCUCGCUUGAGUGGCUCUUGAGAGAACUAGCAUAGAUUAGUGAAUACAAUUUUGUAAAGCAAACACCAUUAUUACCAUGAAUACAGUUAUUUUUUUUCCACCCCCUUUUUGCCGUGGAAGAGGGUACGCAAGUCUCCUAAGUGGGAAAUUAGAGGUGGAUUUUAUCAUGUAACUGCAACUUCUAUCAAAAUCUCAAUUCAAUUUCAUUAAGCUUUUCAUUUUUCAA